This is a messenger RNA of Klebsormidium nitens, 4221 nucleotides long. The record is from the annotation of a GenBank genome assembly. NCBI's taxonomy places the organism in Eukaryota, Viridiplantae, Streptophyta, Klebsormidiophyceae, Klebsormidiales, Klebsormidiaceae.
AUGGCUGAGACUCACGAAGAGGACGCAACCUCCUAGACUGCAUUUGCCUCCGAUUGUGAUGUCUGCAAUGGCCAACGACGAGAAGCUUUCAAGUUUCUUGUGCGUCUCUUCCCUGCGUUCAUUCUUUUGGAUCCAGAUUUGCUCUCAGGGAGCACUUUUGUAGAGGUAGGAAAUCUAGGCUGAUGCAGCUCGUCCAAGGUAGCUGCAGGAUCUUGGGGAUGACAUGGGACGGUCGGAGGACAAUACCUCUGAGUCAGAGGACUGGGGGGAUGAUGGCUGGACUGUGGCCUGUCCGUGCGGUAUCACGUAUGACGAUGGGGAAGAAAUGGUGGAGUGUGAUGCGUGCAGAGUGUGGGUGCAUACGCGCUGCUGUCGGGUCCCAAGGGGUCUGACUCACUACGUUUGUGAGCGCUGUCGAGGGGAGCAGCAUAGGAAGCAGCUUAGGGAGGAAGUCGAGGUUGCUGCACUUCUAGCUGAUCUCCCUUCUGCUAGGUCCACCCCGUUUGAUGAACGCAGCCCCUUCUUCAGCAACAGCAGCACAUCCUUUCCUGACACAGAGCCUGCAAGCCUUGCAGAACGCACUCUGGCCUUACAGAGCCAAACCUCCUUCGAUGAGGGCUAUUCCAUUGACUUCCCCCUCUCUCAACGGGUGCACACACAUGGUGUGACCGGGGGUGAGGAAGUGGCCUUAAGCGGAGCUCCUUUCUUCUCAAAGCAACUCUGGAGACAUCAGCUCAUGGUUCCAAAGCCGAUGGAUCUCCAAGCCCCUGAGCUCCCUUCGCACCUCUUGCUGGAGGCAGACUCUCCCGAUCUGUACAGAGGUCAUGCUGGGGGUCUCCCUUCUAGGAGCCCGGAGCAGCCUCGGCUCAGGAGGGGAGUGCAGGCAAAGGUGGAGAGGCGGAAACGGCUGAUGGAGGUGGUUGAACGCUACGAGCAGAGGCGGCGGCUGCGAAGCGAGGAGGAGAGCAGGGGUGGAGCGGUGUGCAAGAUGGGGGGGCGCGCAGAAACGUCAAGAGGCUGCACGAGUAGCUGCAUCCCGGCAGUGGAGAGCAGGGAAAGGUCACAGGUGUCCAGUGUGACGGUAGCCAAUGGUAACGCCAGUAGUGAGCUCUCCUCGCCUGGGGGUACGUCCUGGACCGGUGGUUAUGUACCAAGAAACCCGUAUGCGCUUAAAAAGGCUGCAGUACUGGAGUAUAUGCAGACCAGUCAGAGCAGGUGUGCCAGCUGUGGCAGUGCUGAGGCCCCUCGUUUCCACGAGGUCAAAGGACUAGAGGGUCCCGUGUGUGACACGUGUGUGGCACGCCACAGGGAUCAGAAGUUCUGCCCCCACUGUGUCCAUAUCUACCAGGAGGAGGAGGAGAAGGCUGCUGAUCCAGGGGUGUGGCUGGUAUGCAUCAUGUGCAGCAGAAUGGUGCACAAGGAGUGCCAGAUGAAGAAGCCGCUGAACGGGACUGGACCUGCGAACAGGAGUUCUUUCCUCUGCUCGGGGUGUGUGCGUGAGAAGAAGAGGGCCAGGCUGGAGAGGGAAGCCAAGCAGCAGCUAGCAGGGGAUGAGGCAGGGGUGGAUGUUGGCAGAGCCUCCCUCAAGUCCUCUGCAGUUCUCCGCUCAGAGGAGCUGCCUCAUGUGACCAGCUAUGAGCUGCCUGUGAUAGGCUUGGCGGAUGAGUGCAGCAGGCCCGGGGGAAACGCGGAUGACUUCAGGGAGGCAGCCUGUAGGACUACAGGAGAGGUUAUGUCUGUCUCAGAUCUUCCAGAGCGACCUGUGCUCCGGUUGAGCAUCAAGAAUGGCAGUGGGGAGGAUAGCUUGGGCGUCCACCUAAAGGACGGGUUUUAUGCGCAACGGCUACAGCUCAUGCAGGACUGCUCCAUUCCAUCGCCCCAGGUAGAUGAGGCUGCUGCUGUGGCUACAGUGGAGGAGGUGGGAGCAGAGGCUGCCCGCUUGUCUGCACCUGAUGCUGGCCAGGAGAAUGAAGGGGGCCGGCAAGAGACUGAGGAAGCCGCUGGCGUACCAACACCGUCUGGGCCGGAACCUGAGCUGCAGCGUCGAGACUCGGACCCUGGCUCAAUAUCAGUCAAGAAUGGAGAUGGUCGGGCGAGCGGUGGCGAGGGGACGGUAGAUUCGGUGUCCAGAAGGCAAGACAGGGCCCCUUCUCAGCUUCCGAGCUCCCCCUUAGCUAGGGCAGCGUGUGCGGCAGGGCCCCAAAAUGGUGCAGAUCAUGCUGCGAGGCCGGGGUCUCCUUCCCCUAGCUCCUCCUCGAAUUCUUCCUCUUCUCAAGCCCAAGACAUGGCGACCCCCCCCGUUCCUCAAGUUGCGCAGGGUGUAGACGCACAUGCUGCAAACCUACCCGUAUCCCCCGCUGACCCUCUCCCCAGAGCCACUACUUCCCCCCGGUCCCACAUCACCAAGCCCCCUUCCAAGCUGCUCCACUCACUCUCCGUCCCUGCCCGACCCAAGGCCCUCAGCCUCUCUUCGAUGGGGAGAAAGUUCAUGGACAUUCCGGACACCCCAGGCUCUGUCACCUCAGAGCACAAGCCUUCAAAGCACCCCCAGGGGGCUGCCAGGCCCGUGCAUCUCGGCCCCUCUGGCCGGCUGACUUCUUCCCGGCCUUCUCAUCCCACCGGCCUGCGCCUACACCACGCAGAGGGACGGUCGUCGCUGCGCCAGCCCUUGGCCAAAGGUGUUCCCAGUCAUCCAGCCCCCCCACUGCCCAAGAAGGAGUUUGUUCCGGCUCCUCCCAACCCCAAGGGCAUGGCUGAGAUGCCCCCUCCUCCACCCCCCGCUGCUCCUAAGCGGCCCGCUGUUACCAGAUCCGGGUCAGAGCCGCACUCUAUGAACGAUGAGGAGUUGGCGCUGCUUUUGCACCAAGAACUCAACAGCUCCCCCAGAAUGCCUCGGGUUUCGCGGUCGAAAAAGCCGGGCGCAAAUGGGGUGAUUCCUUCCAAGCGCUCCAGUUCUGUCCUGGCCACUCCCGUCAGACGGUCACAGAGUGGGGAUGUGGCAGAGGGUAACAAGCAGGAGUCAGACGAGAUGGAUCCUGGGCCUGGGGAAGGGGACAGCGGUGGGGAGGGCCAGGAGCGCAGGGUGAAGGUGGAGGUGGAGCUGGAGGACAGCGAAGAGCUGCCGGCAAAGCCAAGUGCAAACGGGGUGCACACUCUGCCUGAACUGAUCCAGGUUCUGGGCUCGGUGUCUCAGGGAUCGCUGGACAGCGUUGUGGAGGCUGUCAGCAAGCACUGGCACAGCUUGCGGACUGCGGCUGGCGAGCCCUACCCCCCGCUGCAGCGCCAGGCCAUCGUGGAGGCCCUUUCCUGCCACGAGGAGUGGGCCCAACUCGCCAAGCUGGGCCUGCCCACCAAGCGCAAGCGCACCUCCCCCUCCAUCCUGUCCGAUUCAGACGAAGACGACCACCGCGACGACCGUUCGCUUGGGGGGAAGGACGAGACCGUCGACGGCGGAGCUCUGGUCGAUGGCAGCCGGGUUGCGAGGCGCAAGCGCAGUCGGCGGACGGUUGCAGACCUCAGCGACACCAGCGACGCCGACGACGCACCUGCCCCCAAGUCUGUGCUCCCCAAAGACUCCGCGCACCUUCCCUACGCGGAGCACCACUCUUCCCCCAGGACGACGGACCUGCCUCCCGCCAACGGCAACGGACACCGCGCCAGCCCUGUUUCUCCUGGGGGCAGGCCCCUCGCCAACGGCUACUCCCAGCCUCCUGCUCGGUCCUCCUCUUCAGGUCCCUUGUCCAACUCCAGCGCCGGGGAUGAGGAAGCCCUGAGCCGUCGGCAGGGCCCCCCCCGUCGAAAGCGGAGCCGCAUCGAUGCCCGUAUGGAGCUAGGGGUGCGCCAAAGUGGGGGCAGCGGGAGUCCCGAAGAGGAGUGACCCCUCUGGGUCGGUUCCCAAACUGCCCCCAGUGCAACUUCCAGCAAGCGGCUGGGGACUGCGCUUUCGCCCCCGCCUCGAAUGACGGGCACUGCGGGGGAUUUUGACCACCUUCUGUCAGCCACGCACCAUGUGGAGUCCUACCUUACCGUGCUGAUUGCAGCCAGCUCGGAGCUACGCGGAGGCAGCCUUCGUGCAAGAUUGGGUUGGCAGAGGUAGCGAAGCGACAGAUUUCACAGAUUGUAAUAUAGCUUGCGAAUGUAAGAUGAGACAUGGAACGACGCGAUGAUAUUUUUAUCGGCUAAGUGGUGCUGCACCUGCAAUGCGCUCAGGUUUGACUGGGU